AUGGCGUCGGCUCUCUUCUUCCUUGACCUGAAGGGCAAGACUCUUUUGGCCCGCAAUUACCGCGGUGACAUUCCCAUGUCUGCUGUUGAGAAAUUCCCUCAACUCCUCAGCGAUGCCGAAGAAGAAAGCUCCGCGGUACCUCCCUGCUUCUCACAUGAAGGAAUUAACUAUCUAUACAUCCGCCACAGUAACCUUUACAUCCUCGCUCUAACAAAGAGAAACACAAAUGCCACCGAGAUUCUCCUGUUUCUCCACAAGCUUGUGGAGGUGUUCACCGAAUAUUUCAAGGUGCUGGAAGAGGAGAGUAUCCGCGACAAUUUUGUCGUCAUCUACGAAUUGCUGGACGAAAUGAUGGAUUUCGGAUACCCUCAGACCACAGAAAGCAAGAUCUUACAAGAAUACAUUACCCAAGAAUCACACAAACUCGAGGUGCAAGCGCGGCCACCCAUUGCCGUCACUAAUGCCGUUUCUUGGCGAAGCGAAGGUAUCCGUUAUCGCAAGAACGAGGUCUUCUUGGAUGUGGUCGAGUCUCUCAACCUGCUGGUGUCGGCAAAUGGAAAUGUGCUGCGAUCCGAGAUUCUAGGCGCGGUCAAGAUGAAGUGUUAUCUAAGUGGUAUGCCCGAACUGCGAUUGGGACUGAACGACAAAGCGAUGUUCGAGACGACAGGUCGUGCGACACGCGGCAAGGCUGUCGAAAUGGAGGAUGUUAAAUUCCACCAGUGUGUGCGACUCUCACGAUUCGAGAAUGACCGGACAAUCAGCUUUAUUCCGCCAGAUGGUGAAUUCGAGCUUAUGAGCUACCGAUUGAACACUCAAGUAAAGCCGCUGAUCUGGGUCGAGUGCUUGGUGGAAUCGCAUUCCGGGUCACGAAUUGAGUAUAUGCUCAAGGCCAAAGCACAGUUCAAACGUCGCAGCACUGCCAAUAACGUCGAGAUCCUUGUUCCCGUACCCGAAGACGCAGAUUCUCCCAGGUUCCGCACCAACAUCGGUACUGUGCAUUAUGCCCCCGAAAAGUCGGCGAUCAUCUGGAAGAUCAAGCAGUUUGGCGGUGGCAAGGAGUUCCUCAUGCGGGCGGAGCUGGGUCUUCCGUCCGUGAAGGGCGACGAUGAACACGGUGGUGGUAUGACUGGUGGAUUUGGAGGUAGCAUGGGUGGAGCUGGUGCAGGAAAAUCGAAGCGACCCAUAAACGUUAAGUUUGAAAUUCCCUACUUCACCACCAGUGGUAUUCAAGUGCGGUACCUGAAGAUCACCGAACCCAAGCUGCAAUACCCCUCCCUCCCCUGGGUCCGCUAUAUCACACAGUCAGGCGACAUUGCCGUCCGAAUGCCAGACGUGCAAUAA
Messenger RNA from Penicillium manginii, 1341 nucleotides. Its product is annotated as AP-1 complex subunit mu. The record is from RefSeq and is a predicted model, not a curated record. NCBI's taxonomy places the organism in Eukaryota, Fungi, Ascomycota, Eurotiomycetes, Eurotiales, Aspergillaceae. The transcript has 6 exons. Gene Ontology annotation, biological process: vesicle-mediated transport; intracellular protein transport. Bases 1 to 1341 code for a protein of 446 amino acids. Gene Ontology annotation, cellular component: clathrin adaptor complex; clathrin-coated vesicle. Gene Ontology annotation, molecular function: clathrin-cargo adaptor activity.